Oppiella nova is the source of this 717-nucleotide messenger RNA. The record is from the annotation of a GenBank genome assembly. Lineage: Eukaryota; Metazoa; Arthropoda; Arachnida; Sarcoptiformes; Oppiidae.
AUGAGUAUAUUAGGAGAUAUCCAAGAGUUGGGUGGUGUGCACAGACAUAUGACCGGGCAAAGAGGUCCCAAACAACUGGGUCCAUUACUCACUGAAGUAUUUUUCUCCGACAUGUCUGACCAUUUCGGUGCCGUAGACUACGUGGUAUUCAUCGCGAUGUUAAUGAUAUCGACAGCAAUCGGUUUGUAUUACGCGUGGAAAGACCGCAAGACUACCAAUGAGGACGAGUUCUUGAGAGGUGGCAAAACUAUGUCUCCGUUUCCGGUUUGUAUCUCAAUUAUGGCCAGUUUUUUGCCGAGCACUUCGUUCAUAGGCUUUCCAACGGUGGUGUACGUGACGGGCACUAUGUUCUGGGUAAUAGUGAUCCCGGCUGUGUUGGGCGCUAUACUCGCCGCUGAAGUCUUCAUUCCUGUCUUCUAUAACAUGAAUCUACUUUCGGUCAACGAAUACAUUCACAAACGCUUUCAAUCACAUAAUUUGCAAAUUAUAACCAAUUUGUCCACGUUGCUAGCUAUGAUCCCAUUCUUUGGAGUCGAGCUGUUCGCGCCAUCGAUAGCACUGUCUAUUGUCACCGAUAUGUCCAUCAGUUCCAGUAUUUUAGUCAUUGGUCUCAUAGUAACCAUCUAUACGUCUAUGGGUGGCCUCAAGGGUGUCAUAUGGACCGACUUCUUCCAGUUCACUGUUAUGGUCGCCGGAGUGCUAGCAGUUAUCAUAAGA